This is a messenger RNA of Drosophila innubila, 4780 nucleotides long. RefSeq names its product chaoptin (gene chp). The transcript has 15 exons. NCBI's taxonomy places the organism in Eukaryota, Metazoa, Arthropoda, Insecta, Diptera, Drosophilidae. Bases 301 to 4248 code for a protein of 1315 amino acids. The record is from RefSeq and is a predicted model, not a curated record. Gene Ontology annotation, molecular function: protein binding. Gene Ontology annotation, cellular component: extracellular matrix.
CGUAGAAUGCUUAACCCGAUUGAUUUUCAAGUCUCAGACGUGCGUGGAACGCGCUGCGGUACGGACGUGUUUGAGGUGCCUUAGUCAAUUCAUAGCGAAACGAAAGCAAAUAGCCAAGAAAAAUAGGAAUAUUUGGCUUGGGCGCGCACGUUCGAAGGCUUUAAAGUGACGCACAUCCUGUGAAGGAAAGAUUAUUAAAUUUAGUCGCUGUGCAGCGAUUUCGCAGACUUCGAGACAUCCUAAUUGAAAUUAACUUGUUUUAAAUGCCAAUUAUCGCGUCUGGAAAAUCCAAUUAACGAAAUGGGUCUCGAAUUUUUCUUCAAAUUUGGCUAUGCCUUUUUAACCAUAACGCUGAUCAUCAUGAUCUGGAUGUCCUUGGCGCGUGCCUCGAUGUUCAGUCGGGAAAUGGAAGAGACCCACUAUCCGCCGUGUACUUACAAUGUGAUGUGUACGUGUUCCAAAUCUGCAACAGAUCUCGGCAUUGUGCAUUGUAAGAAUGUGCCGUUUCCCGCAUUGCCGCGCAUGGUUAACCAGUCCAAGGUUUUCAUGCUGCACAUGGAGAAUACGGGUCUGCGUGAGAUUGAGCCGUACUUUUUGCAGUCGACGGGAAUGUAUCGAUUGAAGAUUUCGGGAAACCAUUUGACUGAAAUACCAGAUGAUGCCUUUACCGGACUGGAACGUUCAUUGUGGGAGUUGAUUCUACCGCAGAAUGACCUGGUCGAGAUACCCUCAAAGUCCCUGCGUCACCUGCAAAAGUUACGCAUUCUGGAUUUGUCCCAUAACCACAUAACAGCUAUACACCACGAUUCGUUUCGUGGCUUGGAGGAAUCACUGCAAAGUCUAAUUCUGGGCGAUAAUUGCAUCUCAAUGCUGCAGACGCAUAGUUUUUCCGGCUUGCUGAACCUGGAAAUCUUGGAUCUGAGUGGAAAUAGUCUUUUCGAGAUAGAUUCAAAUGUUUUCAUCGAUGGCAUGCCUAGGCUAACUCGUCUCCUCCUCACUGACAACAUUCUGUCGGAGAUACCCUACGACGCACUGGGUCCAUUGAAGAGUCUACGCACUCUGGACAUAUCUCACAAUGUUAUAUGGUCGCUGAGCGGUAAUGAGACUUACGACAUCAAGGCCAGCACCAAACUAAAUCUGGACAAUCUACACUUGGAAUAUAAUCAUAUUGAAGUGCUGCCUCCGAAUUCCUUCAAGUACUUUGAUACCGUUAAUCGUACCUUCUUUGAUGGAAAUCCCAUACAUACACUGCGAGAUGAUGCUUUUAAACCAGCUCGCAUUCGUGAGAUCUAUAUGAGGUAUUGCGGUCUGACGAAUAUCUCACCUGUCGCCUUUGAUAGCCUGGUGAACAGUUUGCAGAUUUUGGAUCUGUCUGGAAACAACUUAACAAUGUUGCACCACAAGCUGUUCAAUAAUUUCGAUGUCUUGAGGGUCAUCAGUAUGCGUGACAAUAAGAUCAAAAUCCCGAAGCCCACUGAAACCUUUAAUGCCAUGCAUUAUACACUGCUUAAACUGGAUCUCAGCGGCGAUCGCAAUGAUCCGACCAAUCUUCAGACUCUGCGCAAUAUGACCAGAAUGCGAAACAUGCGAUCGCUAUCAAUAUCGCGCAUGGGAACCUCCUCGGUGGGAUCCGAGGACUUCAAGGACUUUGGCGUUGAGCUGGAGGAUCUGCAGAUAACUCGAGGCGGUCUGUCCGGCAUACAGUCCCAUGCCUUUAAGCAUGUGCGUGGCCUGAAGCGUUUGGACUUCAGCGAGAACGGCAUCUCCAGCAUUGAGAAUGAUGCAUUCCAUGAAAUUGGUCACUCCUUGAUUUCGCUGAAGAUGUCCCAUGGUUAUUCGGGUAGCGCCUUGCCUGCGGAGGCUUUAAGGCAUCUGACAUCGCUCCAGGAGCUGGACUUUAGCAACAAUCAUAUAAGCAGCAUGAGCGAUACUAGCUUCCAUUUUCUGAAGAAUCUACGACUUUUGGAGCUGCACGAUAAUCGCAUUGAGCAGGUGCUGAAGGGCACCUUCCAGGGCGACAUACACUCGAAGCUGGAGGAAAUCUCACUGCGUUUCAAUCAUCUCACAUCGAUCUCUCAGCACACAUUUUUCGAUCUGGAAGCACUGAGAAAAUUACAGCUGGAUGAUAACAAAAUCGACAAAGUGGAACGACGUGCGUUUAUGAACCUGGAUGAAUUGGAAUACCUGAAUCUGCGGGGCAACAAGCUCAAUAACUUGGCCGAGGAAUCCUUUCAGAAUCUGCCUAAGCUCGAGAUACUGGACAUGGCUUUCAAUCAGCUGCCUAAUUUCAAUUUUGACUACUUCGAUCAAGUUGGAACUCUGUCCAAUUUAAAUGUCAACGUUAGCCACAAUCAGAUCCGGCAACUGAUGUCCAAUUCCUCCUGGAGUGGACGCAAUGAGCAUGGCGGCAUGUAUCACUCGAAUAUUAAAAUCUUGGAUCUCUCCCACAACAACAUCUCCAUAAUAUAUCCUGGCUAUUUCCGACCUGCUGAGAUCUCUUUAACCCAUUUGCAUCUGGGUUACAAUUCACUAAUGAAUACAACUCGAGAUGUGUUUGGAAACAUGCCGCAUUUGCAGUGGCUCGACCUGAGCUACAAUUGGAUACAUGAACUGGACUUUGACGCCUUCAAAAAUACCAAACAACUGCAGCUGAUCUACUUUGAUCAUAACUACAUGACCGAUAUACCACAGGAUAUCUUCAAGCCCGUUCAAGGACUGCGCAUUGUGGACUUCUCUCACAACAAACUGCGAGGUCUACCCGAUAAUCUCUUCUACAAUGGCGGCAUGGAAAAAUUGGAUGUCUCGCACAAUAUGCUUCUGAAGAUACCAUCGUCUUCGCUCUCCAGCUUGGCUGCCUUGACGCUCUGCGAGUUGCAUUUGUCCAACAAUUUCAUUUCUACUAUACACAGCAUGGAUCUAUCGAAUAAGUUUAGGUCUCUUCGCUAUCUGGACAUCUCGUAUAAUUAUUUGCUCCGCAUAGAUGAUGCCGUGUUUGCCACAAUGCCAAAGCUGGCAGUCUUGGAUCUCUCCCAUAAUCGCGAUCUCAAGGUCAUGGAUAAGUCAUUUAUGGGCUUGGAAAAUUCAUUGAUUAAACUUGGUUUGGAGAAUGUGUCACUCAGCACAGUGCCUGAAAUACGCUUAAAGUAUCUGCGAGAGUUCCGACUGGGCUACAAUGAACUGCCCUCCAUUCCCCAGGAACUGGCACAUAACAUGAGCAAUCUUCGCAUGCUGGAUCUCUCAAAUAAUGAUUUGACUAACGUUCCUCUAAUGACACAAUCGCUGCCACAUUUGCGCCGGCUUAUGCUCUCGGGAAAUCCGAUUACCUCGCUCAACAACAACAGCUUUGAUGGCGUCAAUGAGGAUCUUGAAAUGCUAGAUAUAUCCAACUUCCGUUUACACUACUUUGAAUACGGUUGCCUCGACUCUUUACCCCAUUUGCGUUCCCUUAAACUGACUGCCUAUUCGCACGUGGAGCACUUUAACAUUGCCCAAUUGUUGCGUCAUCAUCACAACAUACGGGAACUUUGGAUUGAGGCACCUCAACCUUUUACACGCAUCGUCAAAAAGGGAUCGGGACCCACACAGGAAAUGCAAACUGUACAGCUUGGUAUGCCAACAGAUCUGAUGCGAGAGAUGGAAGGACAUCUUCCUUCGAAGCUGACUAAUAUCACCUUCAGUGGACCGCAAUUCACGAAUCUCCACGAGCGUAUACUACGGGGCAUGCGCUCUCCUUAUCUCUAUAUGCAACUGUUUAACACCUCGUUGCAAGCACUGCCUCCAAACUUCUUCAAGAACAUGGGAAGGGUGCGGAACAUUUCACUGGACAUACGUUACAACAAUCACAACUUGAAGAAGAUACCAAAUCCGAAUACUGGUGCAGUACCUUAUCUGCCAAAUAGCGUCUUCCUAACUGAUCUUAAGAUGUCACAGACGGAUCUUAACUGCGAUUGCGAUUUGGGAUGGGUGGAGUUCUGGCAACGCAAACGAAGGCAAUACAUCUGCUCCUCGCAGACCUGGACCGAUACAGUUUUCCGUACAUUUAUGAAUUCACCGUGUCAGGUUUACGGACGUCACAACUGCGACGAUCAUGAUGACGAUCUUCGCGAGACGCAUUGUGAUAACAAAGGCGGUCAACAGCUUUUGGAGGCCUUGAAAUAUGAUCUUGAGUGUGGUUGGGAUAGUGGCAACUGCAAAGAAACUGCCAUGGUUAUAAUAUCCGUAUGCCUAGCCUUUGUGUUCUGGAUGUGACUUCUGUACUUUGCAUAUAAGACGUCCACCGACUUUUAUGAUAUUUUAGAGCAAGUUUAUGGCAGGCAGGUCCUCUAAGUUGGUUAGUUCCUGGUAACUGCCUAGUUAAUGGAUUUUGCCUGACCAUCAACGAUAUAAUUUAAGCGUGAUGAGACUUUUUCUUACCUCGUUUUAUGUUCUUCAAAUCCCUUUUAGCACUGAUAACCCAACAAGUUGACAAGUUGCUUUCCAAUCUUUAGAGUCCUUUGGUAACGCCUUAUAUGUAGGAAUCCUCACCUCACCUCACCUCACCACAUACUACACACCAUUUAGUAUAUACCAUUUUUUAGCACUUAACUCAGUUUAUAUUAGUUUAAUACUCGAAUUAGAUUUUUGUAUUUUAUUGAUGAAAUCUCUAUAGUAACCAUCUAUUAAAUCCUCCGAUUUAUUAUUAUAUACAUACUUAAGUAAGGUCACUUCGCUGCUUAAACAAUUCCAAUUGAAAGUCUGUAAAAUGUUUCAUAAACAUAAUAAAUAUUUACGGUAGGUUAAA